AUGGUUUCAAUAAGUACAACUAUUACAACAACAAAUCAACAACAACAACAAGAAAAAAAGAAAUUAAUAGUAAAAAAGAAUAUAUAUGAUUCAAAGUAUGGAGCAUUAUCUUUAAUUAUAAACAAUGUCUAUUUGUUUAGAAUUAUAACAAGAUAUAUUGUCGAUUUGAACAAACAAACGAUCAGUGAUGCAAUCGUGCGUGUUAAAGAGGUACAUGUUAACCCAAUGUAUGGAAGACAAAAACCGAUUAGUACAACCAAUGUGUGUGCAAAGAAGUUUAAUGAAAUCAAUAUUUCUUGGUGUGUUUAUAAUAAUAUGUACAAUGUUUUGAAAUACAAGAUUAAACAUUUGACAAUUGACCAAAACAACAACAACAACAACACUGACUUAUUGGAGAAAGAAUUGGGUAAAUUAUCAGCAUCAAUGAUCAAACCAUUGGUUUCAAAUUUGGAUUUGCCAUCAUUGACCAUACUGUAUCGAUCAAACACUGAUCUCUUUGAAAGAAGUUGUUAUCUUGUCGAUAUUGCUGCACAGAGUAAUAAUUUAGACACGGUUAAAUUCUUUCAUCAAGUUGCCAAAACAUCAGACUAUGAACUGGCCACUAGAUCGGCACUCCACUUGGCCUGUUGCAACGGGUCACUCGAAAUUGUCAAGUUCCUGCACACCCACCGAUCGGAAGGCUGUAAUAUCUAUUCGAUGAACAUGGCUGCCAAAGCAGGACACAUUGACAUUGUCAUGUUUUUGCAUUUCAACCGAACAGAAGGUUGCAAUCAAGAGGCAAUGGAUGGUGCUGCUUCAUCUGGUUUUUUAAAUAUAGUAGAGUUUCUACACACCAAUCGCGCGAUUGAAGGGUGUACCACAGCUGCUAUGAAUGGUGCCGCUCGAAAUGGGUCACUUGAUGUUGUGGCCUAUCUCCACCAACACCGUAAUGAAGGUGCUACACACGAGGCUAUUGAUGGAGCUGCACGAAACGGCCACAUGGAUGUUGUACUCUAUUUACUCAAACAUCGAGGUGAAGGAUACAGUCACCAAGCAUUCUCUGGUGCCUUGGAAAAUAAUCAUCCGGCCAUAUUUAAAACCCUCCUCUACUAUUCCAAUUUGUACUAUAAGAAAUCGACGUCACAACACUUUUUUGACAAUCUCUUGGUCGACUCGAUUAAGCUUGGCUCGAGACAAGAGAUUGCCAAGAUACUCAUUGAAGGCAAACAUGCACGCGACCUUGUCAAUAUUGUCGAUGAAGCAGUCACCCACAACCGCCUAGAUAUGCUAGCCUUUUUAUUGGACCAUCCACAAACAUGUCAACAAAUGAGUCCCAAGUGUCUCCAAAUUGCCUCAUCCAAGGGCUAUUUACCAAUCGUCCAAUUAUUAAUUGAAAAAAGACCUACCCAACUCUACCCACACGUCCCAUUGGCAUUGUCCUCGUCUAUUGCCAAUGGACAUUCACCUGUAUCAUCAUUUUUAGCAAGUAUCUUAAACAAGAUUCAAGAGACUAGUAGAAGCGGCACAUCAAAUUCAAAUUCACAUACACUUGAUCCAUCAAUCACCGAUGGUCUUGCAUUGAAUUUAAUUAGUGAUUGGGUCAUACGCAACUCGGCUUCCAAUGAUUAA
Cavenderia fasciculata is the source of this 1608-nucleotide messenger RNA. RefSeq lists its product as uncharacterized. The record is from RefSeq and is a predicted model, not a curated record. Lineage: Eukaryota; Evosea; Eumycetozoa; Acytosteliales; Cavenderiaceae. Gene Ontology annotation, molecular function: protein binding. The transcript has a single exon. Bases 1 to 1608 code for a protein of 535 amino acids.